Molecule: messenger RNA, 1973 nt
Organism: Brienomyrus brachyistius
Lineage: Eukaryota; Metazoa; Chordata; Actinopteri; Osteoglossiformes; Mormyridae
Product: 5-beta-cholestane-3-alpha,7-alpha-diol 12-alpha-hydroxylase-like
Exons: 1
Coding region: 182-1717 (511 amino acids)
Molecular function (GO): iron ion binding; sterol 12-alpha-hydroxylase activity; heme binding
Source: RefSeq, a predicted model, not a curated record
UCAGAUACAGAAGGGAUUUCCACAUACGAUACUUGCUACACUCAGAUGGCUAAAACCAAAACUUGCAGUAAAGGUGACUGGGCGGGCUCUUGAAACACAGUGGGAGGAGCAUUCUUUUGUUACACAGAAAACAUCUUGAGCACAGGCACAGCAGAGCUCUGAGAGUCGUGAGCAGAGCAAGAUGGCAAUGCUGUUGCCGAUUCUCCUGACACUGCUGGCCUGUCUGAUAGGAGUGCUGUACCUCCUGGGAGCCUUGCGCAGACGGCGCUCCGGAGAGCCUCCGCUGGACAUGGGACCGAUUCCUUGGUUGGGCCACGUGUUGGAGUUCCGUAAGGACACUGCCACAUUUCUUCAGAGGAUGAAGGAAAAGCAUGGGGAUAUUUUUACAGCACAGAUGGGUGGGAUCUACUUUACAUUUGUCAUGGACCCUCUUUCCUUUGGGACGAUAGUGAAAGAGUCCAGGACAAAUUUGGACUUCUCUGAGUUUGCAAAGAACCUGGUGGAGAUCGUUUUCGGCUACAAAACCUUCGAGGAUGAACACAAGGUGAAUCAUGCAGUCAACAACAAGCACUUGAUGGGUGACGGACUGGUGGUCGUGACUCAGGCCAUGAUGAACAACCUGCAGAAUCUGAUGCUACACAGUCUGGGACAAGGGAAUGGUCUGAGCACCUGGCAGGAGGACGGUCUGUUUCACUACAGUUACAACAUUGUCUUCCGGGCUGGCUACCUAUCCCUGUUUGGUAAUGAGGCAGCUAACUCCUCAGAGAUGAUGGAGAAAGCCAGAGAGCUCGACCGGGUACAGUCCAAUGACCUGUUUCAUGAGUUCCGUAAAUAUGACAAGCUGUUUCCUAACUUGGCCUACAAGACCCUAACUCCCUGGGACAAAAGAGAGGUUGAGAGGUUGAAGAGGCUAUUUUGGAGCAGAUUGUCAACCAAGAACAUAAAUACGAAGCAGAAUGUCAGUGGCUGGGUACUGGACAAUAAGCAGGUGAGGGAAGAACUUGGCAUGGAUCCAUCGAUGGUGAACCGAUUCAUGUUCAUACUACUUUGGGCUUCCCAGGGAAACACAGGACCCGCAUCUUUCUGGUUACUCCUGUUCCUCAUGAAGCAUCCAGACGCGAUGACAGCUGUGCGCAAAGAAGUGGAGGAGGUUCUGAGAGUGACCGGGCAGUCAGUGAAGCCCGGAGGCCCACUCAUCAACCUGACACGAGAUAUGCUGCUCCAGACACCCGUCCUUGAUAGCGCAGUGGAAGAGAGCUUGCGACUUACGACUGCCCCAGUGCUCAUCCGAGGCGUGAAGAAAGACAUGUCCCUCAAGAUGGCCAACGGGCGUGAGUACAAUAUCCGCCAGGGCGACCGUCUGGCCCUCUUCCCCUACACGGCUGUGCAAAUUGACCCAGAGAUCCACCCUGACCCAAUGACCUUCAAGUACGAUCGCUUCCUGACACCUGAAGGGACAAAAAAAACGGACUUUUACAAGAAUGGGAAGAAGGUCAAGUUCUACAGCAUGCCCUGGGGGGCUGGAGUCAGUAUGUGCCAAGGUCGUUUCUUUGCCACCAAUGAGUUGAAGCAGUUUGUCUUCCUCAUGCUCACAUACUUCGAUUUUGAGCUAAAAAACCCCGAGGAGGAGAUUCCCGCAUUUGACGUCAGCCGUUGGGGUUUCGGGUCAAUUCAACCAAGCCGAGACAUCCAGUUCAGAUACAGGUUACGCUUUUAACUCCAAGGACUGCGCUAGAUUUCAAAGCACUUAGUAGUUUGUUUCUGACCAGUGUAAUAGCUAAGCAGUCACUCUGGGCCUGCUCGACAUCGACAUACUUUACAGUACGGUAUGCAGUUACUAGCAUUAUUAUUGCAUAAUAAUUAUUUUUAUUUUGUACUGUAUUAUUAUUUUCCAGUUUACCUUUUCUGCAUUUUCUCAAUUUCGUUGUCAAGUGACAAUGACAAUAAAGAUCAUCUUAUCUUAUCUUACCUUA